Mollisia scopiformis is the source of this 1308-nucleotide messenger RNA. RefSeq lists its product as uncharacterized. The record is from RefSeq and is a predicted model, not a curated record. Lineage: Eukaryota; Fungi; Ascomycota; Leotiomycetes; Helotiales; Mollisiaceae. The coding region runs from base 1 to 1308 and encodes 435 amino acids. The transcript is spliced from 2 exons.
AUGGCACGAACUCGAUCCUCUCGAGACUCGGCAAAGUCUACCCCUCAAUCUGCAACCAAGGCUGGAAGCAAGCGCUCCGCGGGACCUUCAGCAUCUCCACCUCGAAAGCGAGGUCGUCCCUCUAAGAAGGAGCAGAAGACCAUUGAGGAGACUAUGGACAUCGCCGACGACCAAAUCGAAGACGACAAGGACGUUGCAGAGCAGAUCAAUGAUGAUGCCACAACCGAGAGGAAGUCUGAAAGUAAGGAGAUCAUGAAUGGUCACCAUCAAGAACACAACGGAAAUGACGAUGCUACGAAGAACGAGUCAAAGACCGCGAAUGGGCUCAACGAUGGAGAGAAGAACGCUUUUGACGAGAUUAAAGGUGAUGCCAAUGAGGUCAAGGAGGCUGCCAAGGAAGAGCAAGACAAGAAGACCGAGGACAUCGCUCAACAUAAUGAGUCUGUCAUCACAGAUGAGAAGCGUGAAGCUGCGAUUCCCUCCUCUAUCUUAGAGAAAGGCGUCGUAUACUUCUUCUUCCGCGGCCGAGUCGGCGUCGAGGAUCCUCAAGGUAUUGAAGACGUCGCUCGCAGCUAUCUCGUUCUACGUCCUCUACCGCUCGGUGCCAAGAUCGGCGAAGGUCCCUUAGAGGAUUCUGGAAAUGCCAGAUUGUUGGCACUGCCAAAGAAGAUGUUGCCGAAGAACAAGCAGGAUCGGUUCUUGAUGUUUGUUGAGAAGACGAAUCAAUUCAUCAAGGAUUUGAGAGAGCAGUUCGCUGGCAAUGAGUACGCUACGAAGACCAGCGGCACCAGCAAUACACCUGCUGCUACGCCGUUCGCUGAGGGUAUCUAUGCUAUCACCAGCACUGGCCGAGAGUCGCAUUUGGCGUAUCAUAUUACUGUCCCAGAGAAAAUUGGUGAGGUUCAGAAGGAACUUGGUAUCAAUCUAAAGGGUAGCUAUGUCGUCUCGGCAAAGAACCCCAACGCUCCAGGUCCUGCCAAUGCUACGCUCAGCAACCCAGCCCAGUACCCUGAGAGCAUCCAAAAGAAGUUCCGCAAUCUUCGCUGGAUGCCACUUGAGCCUGAACUCCUCAACUACGAGAAUACUCAAUUCCUCGUUAUCGGUGAAGGCAUGGGAGAUACGGGACGUGCUACCGAAGAGAUGAGUAAGGAUAAAAAGGAUGACGAGAAGGAGACGCCAUCCGAGGAGCUGGAGAAAUUGGAGGAGGAAGAUCAUGACCGCGUUGAGGGGUUGAAGGAGGAUGAUCCUGUCUUUGCGGACUUGGGAUUGAGCUCCAAGGAGUAUCAUAAGUUGCAGACGACUUGGUAG